Molecule: messenger RNA, 2184 nt
Organism: Sander lucioperca (pikeperch)
Lineage: Eukaryota; Metazoa; Chordata; Actinopteri; Perciformes; Percidae
Product: chromodomain Y-like protein 2
Exons: 7
Coding region: 237-1769 (510 amino acids)
Cellular component (GO): nucleus
Molecular function (GO): transcription corepressor activity
Source: RefSeq, a predicted model, not a curated record
UGGGUAAACAGCACCGCCCCGAUGGUUGUUUGUUUUAAGUGUUGAACGAUCCAUCGCAGAGCGCCGUGCUCGAUUGACACUGUCUGCUGAUCUGCUACUGCGGAUAGCUCAGAAUAACACGGCUGCUCGCUAAUUCCCGUCUAUCGGGGCUUUCGCCGAAACACCGAGAGAGUAGGGUCCAGAAAAAGCCAACAAGGCAGGCAAGAACACCGCGCCGCCGGAGUCCGCACCCCAGAAUGGCUUCAGGAGACCUUUACGAGGUGGAGCGGAUCGUGGACAAGAGGCGGAACAAGAAGGGUAAGUGGGAGUAUCUGAUAAGGUGGAAAGGUUAUGGAAGUAAGGAGGACACAUGGGAGCCAGAGCAUCACCUACUGCACUGCGAGGAAUUCAUUGACCAGUUCAACAGCUUGAGACUGCACUCACACAAACGGCCCAAAGUUCCAAAAAAUCGUCAAGAGCCCCUCAUCACCAGCCAGCCAUCUGCUACAGAAAACUUCAGAGCUCGGUCUGAGGCACGAAAGAAGAAAAGGACUUUAGGCCCGGCUGUUGGGGUUAGAGGAGCUGUUCUAGGUAUUGGAAGUGGAGGGUCAGGACCCACUCAGAAGCAGAGGAAGGUGGGUCUUGGACCUGGGAAACCUGCGUUAGGGGACAGAAUAAGCAAAGACAUGACAUACAAGGCUCCUCCCCCGGGAGGGCCACACUUUGUUCACCCAGUGAGGAUUCCUCAUAAUGGACUCCAGAAUGGAGACAUAGAUCCUCUCAUGUACAGGACAUCAGCAAGGUCGCAUAGACUGCCCUCGGACAGAGUGGAUGGAGAACUAGGAGACAUGGAUACCACUGGACAGCAGUUCACCACUGAGUCAGGCUCUCCUCUGGCCAAUGGCAAGAUGCAUCUACACAGCUCAGUAAAGCGGAAGUUGGCUGAGGAGAAAGGCUACGUGUUCGACAAGCGGCUCAGGUACAAUGUGCGACAGAACGAGAGCAACUGUCGAUUCCGAGACAUCGUGGUCAGGAAGGAGGAAGGUUUCACGCAUGUGCUGCUCUCCAGCCAAACAACAGACAACAAUGCUCUGACACCAGAGAUCAUGAAGGAAGUGUGUCGAGCUCUGGGUAAUGCAGCUGCUGAUGACAGUAAAUUAUUGUUGCUCAGCUCCGUGGGGACUGUUUUCUGCAGUGGCCUAGAGCCGUCGUAUCUGAUAGGCCGUCUGUCCACUGACCGCAGAAAAGAGAGCAGCCGCAUCACAGAUGCCGUACGGGAGUUUGUGUUGGCAUUCAUCCACUUCAAGAAACCCAUUGUGGCAGCAGUAAACGGACCUGCUCUGGGCUUAGGGGCCUCCAUCCUGCCCCUGUGUGAUGUGGUGUGGGCCAGUGAGAGGGCCUGGUUCCAAACUCCAUGUGCAGCCCUCCACCUCACCCCCUCUGGAUGCUCCUCCUACACCUUCCCCCAGAUCCUUGGCGUAGCACUGGCCAAUGAGAUGCUGUUCUGUGGAAGAAAACUUACAGCACAAGAAGCAUGCAGUCGAGGUCUGGUGUCGCAGGUCUUCUGGCCAACCACAUUUAACCAAGAAGUGAUGCUGCGUGUGAAGGAAAUGGCAUCAUGCAAUGCAGUGGUGUUAGAAGAAUCCAAAUGCCUGGUGAGGAGUAUCCUCAUGCCAGUCCUGGAGGAAGUGAAUGACAAAGAGUGCCGGAUGCUGAAGCAGCUGUGGUGUUCAACCAAAGGACUAGAGGCACUCUUCAGUUAUCUGCACAACAAGGCGUAUGAGAAGUGAUCAUCCACACCCAGAAAACCGAUGGAUGUGGGUCAAAGGUUAUUUACAGAGGGACAUCCAGGAUGCUAACGGUGUGAUCUCAAAUUGAAGGAAAGGUUGCAUUAAGGGUCUUUGUUUCCAUUCAUCAGCAGAGGAGAUUCUCUGGAGUUUCUGUUUGCUUACAUGUCCACCAACAAUAAGUGAUCAUCUUCAUCUUCUGUGAAUCAACAUAUAUUUAUUGGACCCGUAACUGUCCAGAUGUUUUAUUCUCAAUGAGUCAAAGAGGAAAGGGCCAAAUGUGCAUUGCUUAAAUACACACUGAAGGUGGUUCCUCAGGGAGAUACAGAGUGUGUCUGUACAUAUGUAUGUGUUUAUGAAAUGAUCAGGAUGUCUGAAAUCAGUGUAUGUCUGAUAGCACAUGAUAAAUAGGUGAUAA